GCUCAGACAGAGAGAAAGCUUAGAGAGAGAGAAUAUCACUGACAUACAGAGGAGGAAGGCAACAAAAGUGGAUCAAAUUGGAAAGAGCCACUAUGAGUACAGAAAGAUUCUAUCUCAUUGAGAUGUCUAGCAAUGGGUAGAGUGACAGAAGGGAAAAUCAACCGUUCUACAUCAAACCACUCGAGGAUGCUUCAAGGUGCAGAAUCAGCCUCUCGGGAGAUAAUGCUGUGAAGGCCCUGAGCAUCAAGGCUCAGCCGAAUCAAAGCCAGCGAGCUACAGCACAGGGUGGAGGCCGUGAACGGAUUUUAACAAGUGAAGAAAAAAGACAUUAUGAGAACAUCAAGGAAAGGAAGUGUGGAAAUGCCUGCUUUUGUAAGGCAGCUGGUGAAGGAGACCGAGAAAAGGGUCACCUCCUUUUUUAAAGGGGGACGAGGGGGAGGCGCAGGGGAGCUGUCUGUAGGCGAAGAGGGUGGAGAGGAGGAAGGGGUCAUCCCUAGCCCAUACUUGGACCGACCGGUUCUGGACAAGCACAUGCAAGAGGGCUAUGCCUCCUGGGGACUUACCUAUGCCCUGGCCAGCAUGCAGGGUUGGAGGGCCCACAUGGAAGAUUUCCACAACUGCUUCCCUCAGCUAGGAGGGGAACUGGCCCACUGGGGGUUCUUCGCUGUGUUUGAUGGACACGCAGGGAGCGCGGUGGCCCAACACUGCUCCCGAAACCUGCUGGACCACAUCCUGGGCACAGGAAAGAUCCGAGCAGAUGACGAUGUACUAAGGGUCACUGAGGGCAUCAAGGAGGGCUUCUUUCUCAUGGACAAGCACCUUCAUGCCAUGGCCUGCCGUGAGGGUUGGGAACGUGGAGGGACGACUGUCGUUGCCACCGCUAUCACUCCACACCACAUCUACUUUGUGAACUGCGGGGAUUCUCGAGCAGUCUUGUGCCGUGCGGGACGGGUGGCCUUCUCGACGGAAGACCACAAGCCCUUCAGCCCCGGCGAGAGGGAGAGGAUAGAGAACGCUGGAGGAUCAGUCACUUUGCAGCGUGUGAACGGCUCGCUGGCAGUCUCCCGAGCGCUGGGGGACUUCAGUUACAAGACAGCCGAGUGGCGGCCGGUCACAGAACAGAUGGUUUCGCAUGAGCCAGAAGUGUCUGCUGUGGAGCGCUCGCCAGCAGAUGAGUUUCUGGUUCUGGCCUGCGAUGGUGUGUGGGACACUGUCACGAAUGAAGAGCUCUGUGCCUUCAUACACAGCCGACUGCGUGUCUGCACAGACCUGAGAGAGGUCUGCUCCCAGGUCAUCGACCUUUGCCUCUAUAAGGGGAGCCUUGAUAACAUCAGCAUCAUUCUAGUUUGUUUUCCUGGCGCUCCCCAGCUGUCACCUGAAGCGCUGCACCAGGAGGCUGAGCUGGAGGACUUUCUAGAGUCCAAAGUAGCUGAGAUAUAUGAAGAGCUGAGCACAAGAGGUGAGGAGCCUGAUCUGCUGUCAGUUCUGACAGUACUGGCUUCCACAGUGAUUCCUGGACUUCCACCAGGGGGCGGCCUUCAGAGCAAGCGGAACUGUAUCAUUUCAGCCUACUAUCAGCAGAAAGAGGCACGGCGAUCUAGAUUAGCCCAGGAACUCAGUCCUACAAAUGCCAAAUAGAGUCCAUUUUACAUAAACACUUGAUGGAUGUGCUAGAUUGAGAAAGAAGUAAAUCAGUUUUCUGUGUUUAAAACAAAAAAAGAGAGAGAGAAAGAAAGAUCUUUUUGUACAGCAAAAAAAAAACAUUUUAGUUCCUUCUUUUUGUAUGUUUCACGAAUAACAAAACUUUCAAAAAUCAAUGCUGUGCCACAAUGCAGGACAAUGAUGACUGUAUAUAAAUUUGACUCUUUAGAUUGUGAUAUGUUCAGUAUUUUGCUUACCAAAUGUAUUCAAUGAGUCUUACAGUCGACAAUACUCAGGUAAUGUGUUAAAGCCGUGACAGCAAACUUUUGAAAUUCUUUCCAGUCUUGGCUUAUAACAAGGUCAUUAUUUAAAUUGAUACAAUAAAAAAAAGUCAGAACUUGAUAAAACUCUUUGAGGAACAGUGACAAGCUAAUACUGUUGGUUAAUACUAAAGGAAUAGUUCACACAAAAAUGAUUUACUAGUCUUUAAAGCUAAGUUCUUUUAGAAGCAUGGUCACAAUUGUUUUGUUAAAAAUAUAUAUAUUCUCUUUGUGUGUGUGUGUGUGUGUGUGUGUGUGUGUGUGUGUGUGUGUGUGUGUGUGUGUGUGUGUGUGUGUGUGUGUGUGAGAUAAAAGGAUAAAAACAACAGCAUACAGGUAUGAAAAUCCAUGAUGUUAAGUACGUAACUAAUGACAGGAUUUUCAUUUUUGUGUCAACUAUUCCUUUAAGAAUUAAGGUAUGCUAAAAUCUCUAAAUAGCAAAUUCUAUUAAAUACAAGCACUUUUACAUGUUUAUACAGGCUAAUAAUAUGGUCACAGAGUGCAACUUUUCCUGUUCUUGAAUAGUUGUUUCCUGUAAUACGCUCUUACUCUGUUUGCAUGAUCUGUACUGUGUUGCCUUACUGACCUCUUUGAAAUGAUGCCAAUCUAUAAGCGUGUAAUAUUCCCAAAAUAUUUCCUAAUGACUAUCAAAUGAACUGAUGCAGUGCUAUAUCAUGUUGUGUAAUCAUCUUUGUGCACAUUUUACAGAUCUUGUGCAAUAUUUGUGCUAACAUAAAGGUUAAAGGUUGAGUAAUAAAAAUAAACAGAUCAAGCUA
This is a messenger RNA of Carassius carassius (crucian carp), 2737 nucleotides long. RefSeq names its product protein phosphatase, Mg2+/Mn2+ dependent, 1Nb (putative) (gene ppm1nb). Gene Ontology annotation, biological process: negative regulation of canonical NF-kappaB signal transduction; positive regulation of canonical Wnt signaling pathway; protein dephosphorylation. Gene Ontology annotation, cellular component: cytosol; nucleus. The record is from RefSeq and is a predicted model, not a curated record. Gene Ontology annotation, molecular function: magnesium ion binding; protein serine/threonine phosphatase activity; manganese ion binding. Lineage: Eukaryota; Metazoa; Chordata; Actinopteri; Cypriniformes; Cyprinidae. The transcript is spliced from 6 exons. The coding region runs from base 331 to 1638 and encodes 435 amino acids.